CCAAUCUCAAUUUGUGUCUUGUGCUUGUGCCUUAUUAGUAGUCCUUGAAAUAAUAAAUUUUGUGAUCAUACCCUAAAAAAAUGUAUAGAUCAAUGGACUACCACACUCACAUUACCAAUGUCCGAAGGAGCCCAAGCAUCCUAAGUGAUGUUCCUCGAUACCCUAAUGCACACCUUGCCUUCAAGAAAACCGUCUCCGAGGAAGACGACGUGGUGGAAGGAUCCUACGGCCGCCGCCACCACCACGACGACUUCCCCGAGACUCAUGAGAGGGUUGAUGUGAUAGAGAAAGUUGAUGAUCAAUGCUACCCUGCUCCAAAGAGGGGAUUUGAGUUGCAAAAGUGGAAGACCUUCAGGCCUUAAGCUUGUUAAUUAACUUGUAAUUAUCAUCAUAAUCUCAUGCUGUUAUUUUGCUAAGACAGUAGUGUGUGCUCGUACUAAAUAAAUUGCUGCUUAGCUAUACUUAUAUCAUGUUAUCAUCAACUUAUCACGAAUCAAUUAUUAAUAAAAUUUAACCGACUUGAUUGAGUAGUUAA
Arachis duranensis is the source of this 535-nucleotide messenger RNA. RefSeq lists its product as uncharacterized. The record is from RefSeq and is a predicted model, not a curated record. Lineage: Eukaryota; Viridiplantae; Streptophyta; Magnoliopsida; Fabales; Fabaceae. The coding region runs from base 81 to 362 and encodes 93 amino acids. The transcript has a single exon.